This is a messenger RNA of Lethenteron reissneri (Far Eastern brook lamprey), 1570 nucleotides long. Its product is annotated as interferon alpha-inducible protein 27-like protein 2A. The record is from RefSeq and is a predicted model, not a curated record. Gene Ontology annotation, cellular component: mitochondrial membrane. Lineage: Eukaryota; Metazoa; Chordata; Hyperoartia; Petromyzontiformes; Petromyzontidae. Gene Ontology annotation, biological process: intrinsic apoptotic signaling pathway; release of cytochrome c from mitochondria.
GGUCGAGGGAUAUAGCCCCUAACCCCACAGUGGCUAGGGAGAUGUUAACUACCUCGCCUGGUUGCAGCUGCCGUCGUUCUCAUUGGUUCCCCACAAGCACCGAGUCAGCUAUGACGUCACAAAGGAUCGCCGUCCUCUUCAUCGCCGCCAUCUUGAGCGUCUCGAUCACGCCCGCAAUAGCUAAAGAACAUGAAAAAUCACUGGCAUCUUCAAAUACAAAACCCAAAGAACCCGCGGCAUCUACAUCUGCAGAGGGCGAGUCGACCAACUGGUGUAAGAUUGGCGCCAUGGCAGCCGGAGGAGUGGGGGCAGUUGUUCUGGCCCCAGUGCUAUUAGGAGCCGCGGGCUUCGGUGCUGCAGGGAUCGCCGCCGGCUCCGUGGCUGCCAAGGCCAUGUCCUUGGCCGCGGCCGCCAACGGAGGUGGGGUGGCAGCCGGAGGGAUCGUGGCCGGGCUGCAGGCCGCCGGAGCGGCUGGGCUGGGUCCUGGAGCGGUGGCUACUUUGGGGACAGCCGGGGCAGCCAUCAUCAACAUGCUAUGGUGGUGACCACCAGGCUAACGACACUAGUUAAAACGUAACUGCUCCUACGGACCGGGACCAACAGCUUGGAGAUGGGUUUACGUGUUGGAGACUCGUUGAACAGAGAACGUAAAACGGAGACGAAGGUUUCUUCCAGGAUGAACAACAACCCCAGUCCCUCUGGGGACCCGGUUUAUAUUCUCUGUGUCGUGGCCGGUACCAAAGCCUCCUUUUUUGUACUGCCAAAAAAGGACCCAUGACAUUAUUAUUGUUAUUUUUAUUAUCAGACGAUGUUUUUUGUUUGCAUGUUCACUGCGAGUAUUUGUGUGUGUGGGCGUUAGGGACUUGGAUGCCUUGCAAAAAAGCUGAGUAUCUAUUUAGGUGUUUGGACCUCUUUAUUUAUCAUUGUCAUAUUUUGUGACGGUGUUUGAACAUCCUAAGCACGUAACUCUCUCAUCGCCAGCGAGAAGUAUAAAAAACCCUGGCUUUUCAUUGUGUAAUUAAGGUCGUGGAAGCGACUUCUGGAAUCAAGGUCUCUAUUUGUCUUUCGUUCACAACACUCCUUCAUAUAAAUUCCACUCCUGUCUUACUCCUUCACGCUGCUAACAGACAGCGUGAGAGCGAGAGAGAGACUCGUGCUGCCACGUGGCAGGCCUGGACCCCUGCUCCAGCGUGGCCUCACCCUUCGUUCGUUCCAGAUCUGACCACGUGUUGACCGUCUCCACCCCUUUUAAUACCCGGGUCACGUGGUAACCUUUCCACCAGUCCUGGUUAACCUCCAUGGAAUCUUCCAGACUCCAUCGUACGAUCCCAGGACCACGCCCCUGACUCGUCCCCCCAUUGGCUGUGGCUAAAGCCAGCAGAACCAAUCCUCUACUUACGGAUGUCACCUUCCCAUUACGUCAGGGCCACGCCCCUAGACUUCUCCCCAUUGGCUAUGGGCCAGGACCGGUAGAGCCAAUCAUCGUAACGAGGUGUGAUCAUUCAACCCACCGGCUAUACCCUCACAUUACAAUUGUGUCCCCCAUGACUUAGUGGCCGUCCAUAAAUGA